Gallus gallus (chicken) is the source of this 9422-nucleotide messenger RNA. RefSeq names its product tRNA methyltransferase 1 like (gene TRMT1L). Gene Ontology annotation, cellular component: nucleus. The transcript has 17 exons. Bases 531 to 2321 code for a protein of 596 amino acids. NCBI's taxonomy places the organism in Eukaryota, Metazoa, Chordata, Aves, Galliformes, Phasianidae. Gene Ontology annotation, molecular function: RNA binding. Gene Ontology annotation, biological process: tRNA N2-guanine methylation. The record is from RefSeq and is a predicted model, not a curated record.
GCCGCAGAAGAUGGCAGCAGAGGACGCUGCGGAGGCUGGGUUGUCCGCGGAGCGGCUGCAGGAGGCCGAGGAGGAGGCGGAGAAUGGGGGAAGUCCCGCGGGCGGCGGCGAGGCCGCAGCGCUUAAAAAUGCCACCGGGCAGUUUGUGACUUCUAAAUAGAUGACUAGAUGGGAAGUAAAAGCGUGUCUCAGAUGGCGAAGUUGACUGUAAAAAAGUGGAAAGCAAGAACCUGUCUGUGAAAGUUGGUGAAUCAGAAGUAGAAACCGAAGAAGAAAGAAUAGAGCAUGAAUCCAUAAGGGAAUCCGAUAGUAACAUUUUGGAUGUUUCAUCUGAUUAUCCAAGAGAGAAACACCUUUCCAUUCAAAGACAACUUGGUGAUCUAGAGAGACUAGCUGACCUGAAUGAAGCUGAAAAGAAGCCUUGUCCCUUGUGUCCUGAAGAGAAAUUUAAAGCCUGCUAUGGCCAUAAACUCCAUCGUCAUCUCCAGAAUCUGCACUGGAAAAUUUCUGUUGAAUUUGAAGGGUACAGAAUGUGUAUCUGCCACUUACCUUGUCGUAUAGCAAAGCCAAACUUCGUUGCAGAUCAGAUGUUUUCAAAGACGGGAGCACAUUACCACUGUAUUAUCUGUUCAGCAACUAUUACACGAAGAACUGAUAUGAUAGGACAUAUUAAUCGCCAUGUGAAUAAAGGAGAAACUGAAUCAAGAUUUAUUACAGCUCCUGCUCCCAAGUCAUCUUGUGAAGUGCUGAAAGAGGCAGACACAGAUGUGCAGGUUCUUCCCAACUAUUCCACACCUCAAAAAACAGAUUCCUAUUUUAAUCCCAAAAUGAAGCUCAACAGGCAAUUGAUAUUCUGUGCGCUAGCUGUUUUAGCUGAGGAGCGUAAACCAAUAGAAUGUUUGGAUGCAUUUGGUGCUACUGGUAUAAUGGGAUUACAGUGGGCGAAGCACCUCAGAAGUUCUGUCAAAGUUACAAUUAAUGACUGUAACGAAAAUUCUGUGACAAUGAUUCAGGAAAACUGCCAUUUAAACAAAAUGAAGGUGAAAGUGAACACUAAGGAAGAAGACAAUUACGAAGCUAUAGGAGAUGGAGAAGAAAAUUCUAACACCAUUGAGGUGACAAAAAUGGAUGCCAAUGUUAUAAUGCAUUUAAGAUCGUUUGAUUUUAUACAUUUGGACCCAUUUGGAACUUCUGUGAAUUACCUGGAUUCUGCCUUCAGAAAUGUGAGGAAUCUUGGAAUCGUGUCACUAACAUCCACAGACAUUAGUUCUCUGUAUGCAAAGGCUCAGCAUGUUGCCCUGCGUCAUUAUGGAUGUAACAUUGUCCGAACAGAGUACUACAAGGAGCUGGCAGCCAGAACAGUCAUUGCUGCUGUGACAAGAGCUGCGGCUCGCUGUAACAAAGGCAUUGAAGUCUUGCUCGCAGUAGCCCUGGAACACUUUGUUCUUGUAGUCAUCAGAGUUUUAAGGGGACCAUCUCCUGCAGAUGAUUCAGCAAAGAAAAUAAGAUAUCUUAUCCACUGCCAGUGGUGUGAAGAGAGAAUUUUUCAGAAAGAAGGCAAUAUGGUAGAAGAAAAUCCUUAUCAGCAGCUACCUUGUGAUUGUCAUGGCAGUAUGCCUGGGAGGACAGCAGUAGUUCUUGGUCCUCUGUGGUCAGGAGCCCUCUUUAAUACUGGAUUCCUCAGAAGAAUGCUGUUUGAAGCUGUCCAGUAUGGCUUAGAUGAAGUUCAGCCACUUUUGAAGACAGUAAUUUGUGAAGCUGAGUGUACAACUUCCAAGAAUUUUUCUACUCAUAGUCCUUUUGAUGAAAACAAACAAGAAGAGUGUGGCGUAUAUAUUAAAACACCAGAUAUGCUGGCAGAAUCUGAUGUGGUACCUGGAAAAAGAAAAAAUAAUGAAGUGAUGCGAAAUGCAACCAAGCGACAAAAAACUGACAACAGUGCUGAGCACCCUGCAUUUUACUACAAUAUCCACAGACACAGUAUUAAAGGAAUGAACAUGCCCAAGUUAAAUAAGUUCUUAAACUGUCUCUCUGAAGCUGGAUACAGAGUCAGCAGAACCCACUUUGAUCCUAUGGGUGUUCGCACCAACGCACCCUUGGCACAGUUUAAGACUGUUCUCAUGAAGUACAGCACUCCCACAUAUGCUGGGGGGCAAACAGAAGGCCCUCUCCAUCUGAGAGAAGAUGUCCAGGUGGGAGACCAGCUUCAAGCUGCUGCAGACAGCAAGGCAAAAGAUGAUGAGUUUCGGGAAGAAAAUAAAUCUGGAGACACUGCCACUGUCUUUGCAGAAGACUGUCCUACUCACUGUGCAGCUGAUUAGUCCAAAUCCUUUUGGGUUUAGAUCAGAACUGGCAACUACACUCUGUUCAAGUACACCAGUAGUACUCCUUACAAUCCUGGAGUUUGACAGUUUGAAACCCCUGCAAUUUUCAUUGGAGAGGACAUUAUAGAAUUCUAGAACUUAGCACUGAACACAGCAGUGUGCAUGGUCAAGAUGCUUUUCCUGUGGGAAAGUUUUUAGGCAGUUGGUUCUUUCACACUCACAUCCACUUUUACACUGAGCAUUGUAGCUAGCACCAAGUCCUUGUACAGCCUUACUCAAGCUGCUAGAACAGAACCCAGAAGAGUGGGCGGAGCCAAAAGUCUUAAGCAUUUCUGCAUAUAAAUUUAGUUUGAAUCAGAUGAUCAUUCCUAAAACCUGGCCUGUAAGAAUUCAAAGGGAGGUCACAUUAAGGUGAUAAAAUACUACAGGACAAAAUGUGAUGUGAACUGAAGCAAGCCAGAAAGUGUUAACUUGAUGCACUUCUAACUCUACAUUGCUCAUGUAAUUUGGCCUUUGGUUUCGUUUCUAUAGAUCUACCUACAGACAAAAUCCUAAUACAAGUGAGAACAGAAAGGAACCUUUACAGAGCUGUGACAUAAACUUCAGUUCCUAACUAAGUUUUAAUGAUUUGUCUUUACUCACUCUAGGUAGUUUGUUUGCUCUGAGAUUUAAUUUGGUUGUACACUUAAAAAAAAGGUAUAGUGACCAGACAUCUCUGAAGUUCCAGAAGAAUUUGUUAGUAAUACAGUUUGCUGUUAAAAGAUUUCUUCAGUGACUGAGCAAAGAUACUAUUUGUUGGUAGUCAUUUCGGGUUUCUUCAAAUACAUGGCAACAUUCCAGCCAAAUAAACUUGCCUUCAUUCCCCCCCCCCCCCAAAAAAAAAAGAAAAAAAUAAAAAAAAUCUUACAUACGUUUUACUUGGAUUCUUAGAAUCACAGAAUGGCUUGGUUUGGAAGGAACUAUAAAGAUUGUCUGUUUCCAACACCUUGGAGUUGGGCUGGUUGCUGCCUAUCAGAUCAGGUUGCCCAGGGCUCUAUCUAGGCUGGCCUUGGAUGCCCCCAGGGAUGGGGUAUCCCACAGCUUCUUUGGGUGGCCUGUGACAGGUAUCUUCACCCUUUGAGUAAAAGAAUCCCCUCCUAACAUUUAAAACUAAAAUAGGGGAGAUGUAGGUUAGAACUAUUCCCUGUUGUUCUGUCAUUACUUGCCUGCAUAAGAAGUUGGUCUCCCUUAAGCUCCCUUUAAGUGUUGGAAGGUCACAAUGAGAUCUCCCCAGAGCCUUCUCCAGGCUGAAUGACCUUAGAUCUCUUAAGCCUUUCUUCAUAGGAAUGCUCCAGCUCUCUCAUCAUCUUUGUGGUCCUCUGGACCUGCUCCAACAUCUCCACAUCUUAUGCUAAGGGUUGCUGUCGUGUCAUCUGUAAACUUGCUGCAGGUGCACUUGACUUUGCUCUCUAGAUCAUUGAUAAAAGAGCACUGAUCCUAAAAUGGAGUCCUGAAGGACACCACUAGCAGCCAGCCUCCACAUGGACAUACAGCCACGGACCAAAACCCUCUGGCUGUGACCAUCCAACCAAUUGCUUAUCGACCAAAUAGUCCACACUUAAUCUCUCUGCAAUUUAAAAGUAAGGAUGUGAUAUGGUACCAUAUCUAAGGCCUUGCAGAAGUCCAGGUAGAUGAUAUCAGUUGCUCAUCCUUUGCUGACAACAUUGGUCCAUUGUAGAAGGCCACCAGAUUUGUCAGGCACAACCUGUCCUUGGUUGGAGCUGUGCUGGCUGUCUCAGAUUAGCUCCUUGUUUUGCACAUGCCUUAUCAUAGUUUCCAGGAUGUUCUGUUCCACACUCUUCCUAGGCACAGACGUAAGGCUCAUCAGCAUGUAGUUACUCUGGUUUUCCAGAAAAACCCUUUCUUAAAAAUGGGAGUGAUGAUUCAUUUUUCCAAUCACCGGGGACUUUGCUUGACAGCUAUGAAUUUUCAAAUAUGCUGGAGAGUGGUUUGGCAACCACAUCAACCUGUUCCUUCCAGACCUGGGAUAUAUGUCAUCUGGCUGCGUAGAUUUGUAAUGUUCACUCUUACGAGACAGCAUUGGACUUGUUCUUCUCAGUGGGAGGGAUUUGGAUCCCUCAGCUCCAACCUCCAUGUUUAAGGAUGUGGGAAACAUGGGAAGCCUGACCACCAGUGAACACUGAGGCAAAGAACUUUUUGAGUACCUCAGCCUUGUCCACGUCUGUUGUAGCCAGUUGUUCCUUCUCAUUGUCAAGGAGAGCGUACUUCAGAGGGGGUACGCUCUCCUUUGCCUGUCUCUUCUGACCAAUAUACCUGUAGAAUCAUAAUUUUUUCAUGUCCCUCACCAGGUUUAGUUCCAUCUGUGCCUUGGCUUUCCUAAUCCCAUUUCUGCACAUCCAGAUGGCACCCCUGUAUUCUUCCCAGGCCAUGUGUCCCUGCUUCCACUGCCUACAUUUCCUUUCUAUCACUCGGCUUGACCAUGAGGUCACCAUACCAGUCCCCUGCCAUCCCUGCUUGAUUUCUUGUGCUGGGAGAUAGAGAGGUCUUGUGCUCUCAGAUGUCCUUGAAGAGUUACCAGCUCUUCUCCAUUCAUUUGUCUCUACAGAUUGCUUCCCAGGAAAUCUCAUCCAGUAAUUCCUUUAAUAGUCAGAAAUUUGCUGUCCUGAAAUUCAAGAUCCCAACUUCUCUCUUUGCUAGGCCCAUAUUCCUCAAGACCAUGAAAUCAGCCAAGCAUGAUCACUACAGCUCAGACUGCUUCCAAUUUUAACCUCUUUAAUGAACUCCUCUGCAUUGGUGAGCACGAGGUCCAUUAAUGCUUCUCUUCUGCUUGGACUGUCCAAUACCUGGACCAGGAAGUUCUUCUCAAUGGAUUCCAGAGUCCUGUGGAUUGCUUACAACCCCCUGCCUUGCUUUCUCAGCAGACAUCCAGGUAGUUGAAAUCUCUUAUCAGAAUGAGAGCCUUUGAGCAUGUUGCUUCUUGUGGUUGAAGCAAGAAGGCCUCAUCCGCAGGCUACCCUCAACUGGUUGGCCUGUAGUAGAACCUGAUCACCAUAUGUUUUUUAUUGAUCUGAUCCUUAAUUUUUACCCAUGAGUUCUUAACCUGACUGUGGCUGUUUCUCAGUAGUAAUUUAUCCAUACCUUAACAUAGAGGAUGCUCUGCACCCAUCCUUCCCUGCUCAUCUCUUCUGAAAUACUUCUAGCCCUUGGUUAUAAUGUUUCAGCUGUGCAUUUCAUCCCACUGUCAUUCUGUGACAGUAAUUAGGUUAUAGCUUUUUAAUUGCGCCACGACUUCCAACUCCUCCUUCUUAUUUCCCACUUUGUGUGUGUUGAUGUAGAGGUGCUUCAGUUGGGCUAUCAGCAUUGUUACUUUCUUAGAGAAGCAUAGUUCCUUUAGGACAGUUCAGAGCUUUUUCUCUGCUUCUCCCUAGAGUGAUGGUGUUCCCUGGCCCUUCUCUGUCCCUGAGAAGAAAAUCCUUUUCCCCUAUCAAAUCUAAUAUGAAGUUCUGGUCAUCAGCCCAGCCGGCUUUCUGCCCAGAAUAUUCUUGCUCCUCUUUGUCAGUUGUGUCCCAUCCUACAUCUACAUACCCAGUGUCUGGGUGGUAUAUCCAAGAUAAUAAAACACCAAGUGCAAUGCCAUCCACACAGCCAAUCAUGCACCUGAUCUGUUCAUCUCCUUUUUCCUGGGUCCCAGUCUCCAACUGGGAUGAUAACGGAGAACACAACCUGUGUUCCUAAUCCCUUCAACAUCUAUCUCAGGGAAAUAAGGUAAAUAUAGUUCUCGUUGCAGCCUCAUGUUAUCCAACUUGAAAGAGCAGCAAUGGGUAAUAGUCCUCUGGCUUUAGCAGGCCCAGGAGCUUCUUCUUGCUAUCAUGAAUGCAGGUCCCUGGCAGACAGCAAACCUAUCUGGAGAGAUUCUCCAGGUGGCGAAUGUGUGCCUCAAUACCUCUGAACAAGGAGUCCCUAGUUAUUAACACCUUUUGCCUUUUUUUGGUGACACUGGGUCUAAUAAAGGUAGUUGGUUGGACCAGUUCAGUGUGUCUUCCUGUGUCUGCACUAUUACCCAUGCCGUCUCCUCUUUCCACCCCUAGUCUCAUAUUUGUUGUUGGGUCACUUCAGGGGCAAGGGGGAGGCUCCUCCUGCUCUGACCAAAGACCAGGGUUUGAUCUCCCUCAUCUUGAGUGUUUUUGCCAUCUGUCUCCUCAAGGUUGGAAGCUUGUUUAUCUUCUUCCCUUUGUAGGGACUUAAGGCAGUGCUGUUUGCCCAUGUCACUGCAUGAUAUCAAUGACAUCAGUUUUUCUCUCAGAUUCCUGGAUACUUUACUGUUUAGUGAUUUCCUCUCAAAAUAUGUCCACCUGCUUGAACUGGACACACCUGUACCCGUGACAUGCCCCUCUGUCCUCAUGGUUGCCUUCCAUUUUCUGGAGUCCCCUACAACCGAGGGUCUGGGCAGCUCUGUCACUCUUUGGGACAUCUAUCUGGGUGCACACAUCAGCCCAGAAAGGUUGUGGUGCCCCUGUCAACCGGGCUGUUGUGGUGGGUUAGCACUGUGUUUGUUUCAAUAGAAGGCUGCACCCUGCUACUCCUGCAGCACUCCCUGCAGAUCCUGCAAUUCCUCAUACAGCAUUUUUCUUUCUUCCAAUGGAAGAAAGCAGGUAGAAUGCCUAAUUUGUUUGUUUUGAUUCCUGAGUAAUAUGGACUCUACUGCUGCUCCCAUUCAUGCGCAUAUUACUUCUCUGAGUAGUUAAUACCCGAUGGUUUUCUCCUUCCCACUUAUUUUUGUCUUCAAGUCUCAAAUAAAGCCACUAUCUUUUUCAAGUUCUGAAAAAUAAAUUACUAGGUAUUACGUUUCUUAUGAAUCCCAGAAAAUGAUCUGGAUUACAGGAAGACUGAUCUUUUCUGACGCACACUAAAUUAUUUUCAGUGCAUACACAAACAAGUAUCCAAAACAUGUGGCACACUACUGAAACGGGUAGUAAGCCUGUGUUCCUUGAUGUUUAGUGCUGCUGAGCAUAACCUACUAUACUGCCAGUUAGUAUAUCCAGAGUAACUUCUUAAACUUAUCUUAAAGAUAUCCAUUUGAAUGUUGCUUAAAGUGGCAUACCUUCAGCCUUGCUAUAUCUUUCAGAUAUUCCCAAUCGUCAAUUACUUUGAGCCUAGUAAUCCCAUCUACAGCCAGACAGCCCUACUUUAAACAUGACAUAUGUGUGAAAGUGAACUGUCACAAAGUGAAAAGGCUUAAUCCCUGCAUUCACCAUGCCCUUCUGAUGCUCUCAUGAUCCACUGAAGAGUUUUCCCUCUGGAGUGCCACUGGACAUUUUCACUGGACUGUUGGCACACGAGGAGAUACCUUGCAGUUGCAGCCACACUGCAGCAAUGUCGUAUCAAUGUCGUAUCUACCAGUGCACCAAUGAUGUUUGUCUGUUCAAGAUACAAUUGUCAAGCAAACGUUCAUUGUUAGGCAUCUUAAUUUGGUGCUGAAGCUGCAAUAAAGCUUCACAUGCAAGCAUACCAAGUUUUCUCAUAUCCUGAACUUCCCCUGGAAUGUGAUCUGCUGUGACACAAAUUUGUGCAGAGCUAUCUUGUUUAAUGCUCCUUCUUCACCAUUCACAACUAUCAAACAUUCUUCAUUGCUAACUAAAGAUCAAGCAACUUAUUUGCCUCUGCUUUUAUUUUGAUGAAUCUAAAUUUUAAAUUGUAGCAAAAGCAUCUAUUGUGAGGCAGUUUUGGUUCAGAGGAACAACCUUAGUGCCCCUUCUUCAUUUCUUGAUUUUUUCUGAUUUAAUCAUUCAUACACAAUUUGUAAAGCGUGUAAGGGGUCAAUGCCUCAGAAAGUUCUCUUACUCUGUUUGGCCAAGGUGGACGGCAUGGGAGAGAGGGUGAUUUUACUAAUGCUAGAGGGCUGACAAGUCUCUCAGUGUAGCUGGGGCACCAUUAGGUACUUUUCCUCAUUUUGCCAAUUUUUCCCUUGUUGUCAUUUAGUUAUAUGUUCACUUCUCCUUAAUGUAAUGUACUGGCAGAGUAACACAUCAACAUGGAUGUUUCCUCCCUUUCCCCAUAUUACAUGUUAUUUAGUAUUCCCUACCUUCAGACUUUGCAAAUAGGAGUCAUUUUUUUCGCACUGUUUUCUUCUCUGUCCUGGUAGCAAAUGGGUAACCUUCAAUCACUUUGACUGAAGGUGAUUUACCUGAAAGAAGGACAUGGAAAUAGCUUGUCUCAGUUGACCAGAGUAAUGUUUUCUUUACUAUUAUUUUGUUGCCAGAAGAAGCAGAACAAAUAUUACCAUUACACAAGGAACGCUGGCAGCCACAAGCUGCCAUCUCAGCUAUCACACAGCGCAUUCUUUUUGCAAUAAGUAUUGCAGAGAAAGCUGCAAAGGAAUGCUCACAAACACAAAGGUUUGAACUACAGCAUUAUCCACAUCCUAGUUUUGUCUGUGCUGUGAGUGCAGAAGCACAGAAUGCUGGGAUAGCGUAGACUGGUGGGGAUCUCAGGAGGCAGGUCCGUCCCCACUCUUCUGCUCAAAGCAGCUCAGCUCUGGGGUCAGACCAGGUUGCUCAGGGCUUGAGCCAGUUGAGGUCUUGAAAACGAACAAGGCUGAGGAUGGCACAACCUCCCUGGGCAACCCGUGCCACUGCUUCUGUUCUUUAUGUUCUGUUCAACUUUUCAUGUUUAAAUUUUUUGCAACAAACACCAGUUUGUUGAUACCUUUCUUGUACUAGGGGCCCAAAGCUGCAUGCAGUACUUGGAUGUGACAUAAGGAGUGCUAAGUAGAGGGGGAUAAUCCACCUCUCCAUUUCCCAGUCAUGUCUGCCAGCACUCCGUGGGCCCAUUUCUAUAUGAGCAAGAUAUUUGAUAGGAAGCAGAACCAUGCAUCUGCACUACAUUUUUCACUAAAACAGCAAACCUUCUCCAUGUUGAUGUCUUGGCAGACUCACAGCCUACACUUGGAAAGUAUUUGGUGGCUAUUCUUUUUUUUUAAGCCAUAAAAAUGUGAGAACACUGUACUGCAGAGUAUUCCCAUGGUGCUGUUACUGAAUGAUAAUAUGACAAAUAUAAAACAAAAUCAAAUAAAUAUUCUUAUAAAUACUGUGACUUGGA